GUCUGUCUCACGUCUUUCAUCUGCUAAAGAUUUAUUUCAUGUCUAGAUAAGUUUUACAGAGAUGAGAAGGUAAGCUAACUACAAAGUAAUUUGAGUGUCCGAUGAUGUUCAGACUGAACACUAUCCCACCUCUGUGAUCCAAGAAUAGACCAGGCAGAAAGACUUACACUGCUCUAAGAUCAAGAGACACUUCUGAAUCCACCGGGUCUGCUGCAGGGCAAGAAACGUUUUCUAGCAUUUUAUUUGCCGUGCUUAUUCGAGUGCCAAGCAGUACGAAAUCGGACCCUGACGUUUUGGUGUUUACUUUGUUAAAGGUCACGUGACUGUGAGAGCUGAGGCAGGGAAAUGGAGAGCAGCUGGCAGCACAUGGACUAAAAUGCUUCUAUUUUUCCAUUGUGCAGUGGUUGUUGGAAUUCUUCAGCGGGCCUGGCUUACCUUAUAUGGAGGACCUGCAUUUCAUUUCUGAAUUACAGUGAGGUGCAACUUAAAGGGUUAAAAAUGGCCUAAACUUUGAUCCAGACAGCGCUUUGUCAUUCAGAUGAAUAAUCUCAGGCAAUACGUUAUGAUACUUUUUGAGUGGAUAAGCUUUUGGCUGAAACACAUUCUUAGAAGGAUUUUGGAUGCUUUUCCAAUAGUCAACAACUGGAUAGCGUCCUCAGGUGUCACAGACAGAGCAUUAUGCCAAACAGACUCAGAGGAAUGGAAGACUAAUGAGGCGCUGCGCACAUAUCUCCUUGGAGAUGGUGAUGAAACCAAGGUUACAGUCCAAACCAGCCCACAUGCCUUUCUUGUGAACCUACAGAGACUUUCAGAGUGUAGUGAGUACUUCCGAGCUUUGUCCCAGUCCAGCAUGAGAGAGACUUCUGAGAGCCUCAUCCACAUGGAUCACGUGUCCUCUUCCAUCUUCCACAAUCUGCUUGAGUUUUCCUUCAAUAAUAAUUUCAAAGUUCCCCUAAAUGAGUUGGGAGCACAUAUCAAGGUAAGCAACUAUCUUCUAGCAGAUGCCUUCCUCUCAAAGUGCCUGUCAGUCCUGACAGAUGAGCUCAGCCCAUCUAACUGUUUGUCAUACCUGAGUCUUGCUCAUGAGAUCUUUUGUAUGGAACUGAAGAUGACAGUACUGACUUACUUGAGUAGAAACCUGCUGGAGCUUCCGGACAUCAUCAGGUGCCUGAAUGAUGAGGAGAGGGAAGAAGUUGUCCACUUGAGGACUCGAGGAGACCAACACCUCUGCACCCUACGGAAAGAGAACCUGAGUUCUUGGAAGGAUCCAGAAACAGAACAUGCACGACACAUAUUCACCCUGCAAGGAUCAGAGGACAGUGGGGAUUGGAGGUUACAGGGAGCGUAUGAAGAGAGGCUGGGAGUUCAGCAUGGCUUCCUUUCGAUACAAUCCCUUUACUCAGACGUGGGUCACCACAUCUCCUCUGAUAAAACACAGAAGGCACUUCAGUGCAGUGGCCUGUGA
Molecule: messenger RNA, 1465 nt
Organism: Oreochromis niloticus (Nile tilapia)
Lineage: Eukaryota; Metazoa; Chordata; Actinopteri; Cichliformes; Cichlidae
Product: kelch-like protein 21
Exons: 6
Coding region: 539-1465 (308 amino acids)
Molecular function (GO): protein binding
Source: RefSeq, a predicted model, not a curated record